Molecule: messenger RNA, 3770 nt
Organism: Galeopterus variegatus (Sunda flying lemur)
Lineage: Eukaryota; Metazoa; Chordata; Mammalia; Dermoptera; Cynocephalidae
Gene: PITRM1
Product: pitrilysin metallopeptidase 1
Exons: 27
Coding region: 5-3115 (1036 amino acids)
Biological process (GO): protein processing
Cellular component (GO): mitochondrial matrix
Molecular function (GO): metal ion binding
Source: RefSeq, a predicted model, not a curated record
CGCCAUGUGGCGCUGCGGUGGGCUGUGGGUUCUGGAAACGCUGCGGCGACUAAGAGGCUGCAGUGCACACCACAUGGUAUGGAGGUGGAGGAGUGACCCGGCCUGUGAGAGGGCCCUGCAGUAUCAAGUAGGAGAAAAGAUCCACGGGUUCACCGUGAACCAGGUGACAUCUGUUCCUGAACUGUUCCUGACUGCAGUGAAGCUCAGCCACGAUGACACAGGGGCUAAGUAUUUACAUGUGGCAAGAGAAGACACAAAUAAUUUGUUCAGUGUGCAAUUUCGCACCACUCCGAUGGAUAGCACUGGUGUUCCGCAUAUUCUUGAGCAUACGGUCCUUUGUGGCUCUCAGAAAUACCCAUGUAGAGAUCCUUUCUUCAAAAUGUUGAACAGGUCAUUAUCCACUUUUAUGAAUGCCUUCACAGCUAGUGAUUAUACUCUGUAUCCAUUUUCCACACAAAAUCCCAAGGAUUUUCAAAAUCUCCUCUCUGUGUAUCUGGAUGCAACCUUUUUUCCAUGCCUGCGGGAGCUAGAUUUUUGGCAGGAAGGAUGGCGACUAGAGCAUGAGAAUCCAAGUGACCCCCAAACGCCCUUGGUCUUUAAAGGCGUAGUCUUUAAUGAGAUGAAGGGAGCAUUUACAGAUAAUGAGAGGAUAUUCUCUCAGCACGUUCAGAACAGACUUCUUCCCGACCACACCUACUCAGUGGUCUCUGGUGGAGAUCCCCUCUGCAUCCCGGAGCUCACGUGGGAGCAGCUGAAACAGUUUCAUGCUACUCACUACCACCCAAGCAAUGCUCGGUUCUUCACUUAUGGUAAUUUUCAGUUAGAACAGCAUCUGAAACAAAUUCACGAAGAAGCACUGAGUAAAUUUCAGAAAAUUGAACCAAGUACCACAGUGCCAGCUCAGAAGCCCUGGGAUGAGCCUAGGGAAUUCCAGAUAACAUGUGGCCCGGAUUCACUGGCUGGAGAUCCCUCCAAACAAACCACGGUCAGUGUUAGCUUCCUCUUGCCCGAUAUCACUGACACAUAUGAAGCCUUCACAUUAAAUCUCCUGUCUUCACUCUUGAUAUCGGGGCCCAAUUCUCCCUUUUACAAAGCCUUAAUUGAAUCUGGACUUGGCACAGACUUUUCUCCUGAUGUUGGAUACAACGGCUACACAAGGGAGGCCUACUUCAGUGUGGGCCUGCAGGGGAUUGCAGAGAAAGAUGUUCAGACGGUCAGGGACCUCGUGGACAGCACGCUUGAUGAAGUGGUCAGGAAAGGAUUUGAAGAUGAUCGAAUUGAAGCUUUACUUCAUAAAAUCGAAAUACAAAUGAAACAUCAGUCUACCAGCUUUGGACUUGCCCUGACAUCAUACAUAGCUUCUUGUUGGAAUCAUGAUGGGGACCCUGUGGAACUCCUGCAGUUGGGAAAUCAGUUGGCUAGAUUCAGGCAUUGCCUUAAGGAAAAUCCAAAAUUUUUGCAAGAAAAAGUGAAGCAGUAUUUUAAGAAUAAUCAGCAUAAGCUGACUUUAUCAAUGAAACCAGAUGACAAGUACUAUGAGAAACAAGCAAAAAUUGAAGCAGAAAAACUGAAGCAAAAGGUCACCUCUCUCUCUCUGAAAGACAAGCAACAGAUCUAUGAAAAAGGUUUAGAAUUACGGACUCAGCAAAGUAAACCUCAAGAUGCCUCUUGCCUGCCAGCAUUGUGUGUCUCGGAUAUCGAGCCCACCAUGCCUUUCACUGAGCUGGACAUGGACUUGGCAGCUGGGGACACCCCUGUUCAGUACUGUGCACAGCCCACCAAUGGCAUGGUGUAUUUCCGAGCCUUUUCCAGCCUGAACACACUUCCUGAGGAGCUGAAGCCCUACGUGCCACUCUUCUGCAGCGUCCUUACUAAGCUGGGCUGCGGCACUCUCGACUAUCGGGAACAAGCUCAGCAAAUAGAGCUGAGAACGGGAGGGAUGACUGUGUCUCCCCAGGUGCUCCCUGACGACGCACAUCUGGACACAUACGAACAGGGCGUGCUUUUUUCCUCUCUCUGCCUGGAUCGAAACCUACCAGAUAUGAUGCAUCUGUGGAGUGAAAUAUUUAACAACCCAUGCUUUGAAGAAGAAGAACACUUCAAAGUGUUAGUUAGGAUAACUGCUCAGGAGCUCGCAAAUGGAAUUCCAGACUCCGGGCAUCUCUACGCAUCCAUCCGAGCCAGCAGGACCCUCACGCCCGCAGGGGACUUGCAGGAAACCUUUGGUGGGAUGGAUCAGGUGAGGUUGAUGAAGAGAAUUGCAGAAAUGGCAGACAUCACUCCAGUCCUGAGAAAGCUCCCCCGCAUCCAAAAACACCUACUGAACUGUGAUAAUAUGAGGUGUGCAGUGAAUGCUACUGUUCAGCAGAUGUCUGAGGCAGAAAAAGUGGUGGAGAACUUCAUUAGAAACCUUGGUCGAAGUAAGAAGGAGCGGAAACCUGUGCGCCCCCACGUGGUCGAGAAGCCUGCAUACAAUGGCUCUGGUGGAAACGCACACGUUCGUGGCCCCCAGGUCAUAAGAAAGCUGAUCACAGAGCCCACUUUCAAACCCUGCCAGAUGAAGACACAUUUCCUGCUGCCAUUCCCGGUGAAUUACGUUGGAGAAUGUGUUAGGACUGUGCCCUACACGGAUCCAGAUCAUGCCAGUCUUAAGAUCCUUGCACGUUUGAUGACUGCUAAAUUCUUGCAUACAGAAAUUCGAGAAAAAGGGGGUGCUUAUGGCGGAGGUGCUAAGCUCAGCCAUAACGGAAUAUUCACUCUUUACUCUUACAGGGACCCAAAUUCAAUAGAAACGCUCCAGUCUUUUGGGAAGGCUGUCGACUGGGCUAAAGCUGGAAAAUUCACACAGCAGGACAUUGAUGAAGCAAAAUUGUCUGUUUUCUCAACUGUAGAUGCUCCUGUUGCUCCUUCAGACAAAGGGAUGGACGUCUUCCUGUACGGCCUCUCUGAUGAUGCGAAGCAGAGGCACCGGGAGCAGCUCUUUGCCGUCAGCCACAACCAGCUCAUGGCCGUGAGCCACAGGUACCUGGGCACUGGGAAGAGCACACGUGCAGUGGCUAUACUGGGACCAGAGAACGCAAAGAUUGCUAAGGACCCGUCAUGGAUAAUAAGAUGACCAGUCACCAUAUUCCUCAUGGACUCAGACCUCAGUGGACCUACAUAUAUACAGGCUCUUAAAAAUUAUGCCUCUGAGUAGCAUUUGAAAGGUCAGAAAUGUUCCUGCUUUUUCCAUAAUACAUCAGUCAUUCUUAGUUUUUUGCCAAAGGUAUUGACAGGCACGUCAGACAAAAACCCUUCUACCUUGUGACCAAGAAGAAAUUAAUUGAAAUAAUCAUGUAUUAAAUGCCAAAGAUGCAUCAAUUAGAAUUUUAAGACUUUCUAAUGAUACAAAUGUUUAUUUUAUCUUAUUAAUCCUAGAACAUUUAUUUCCACAAUUUAAAAAUAAGAGGCAACUCUGACCUUCCCGUGCUUCAGCCAUUAUUUUAAAUGACAUUUUGCUACAGUAGAACAUGUUACGGCCUUUGAGAAAAUGAACUAGUAAAAGGAGUAAGUGAAUGAGGGAGUUCCAGCAUCUCCCUGGAUUUAUGAAGUGUGCGGUCACACCAGGGACUGCAGAAAAGUCUUCCCAGCCAAUGUGAGAAACAGGCAUCCCGGGGGUCCAUCCUGAGGACUGGACAUGUGUGAUGGAUACGUGUUCACUUGAGCUUUUCUCACUUUGUGUUUACUGAAAUAAACAGGAAAUGUCUGAGUCCCAGCUCUUUAUCAUCUUA